UGACUGAAAAAUCCACAAAUCAUUUUUCCAAAUUAAAUACAGGAGCAGUUUGGGGCACACUCUCGACAGGUAGUACAUUUACACAUUUAGUAGAAUUGCUCUCUAGUAUGGACAUACCAGCAAUGUCAUUCAAAAAAUUUAAAGAUAUUGAAGAAAGUUUAAGUACUUCCUGGAAAGACGAGCUUUACACGUCAAUAAUAAAUACUGGAAAGCAAGUUUAAUGGCCAAAGAAAAUGGGCAAAUUGACAAAAAAGGAGAUGUUUGGACAACAGUUUAUAUUGAUGGUGGAUGGAGCAAGAGAUCCUAUGGCCAUAAUUAUAAUGCUGCUUCUGGUGUGGGAGUUAUAAUUGGCCAAUUCACUAAACAACUUUUGUAUAUUGGUGUAAGAAACAAAUAUUGUUGUGUAUGUGCCAGAUAUGCGAACAGACAAGAGAUGCCUAAGCAACAUGUGUGUUAUAAAAACUGGGAUGUAUUAUCACCUGCUAUGGAGAGUGAUAUUAUAGUUGAGGGGUUUAGACAAAGUAUGGAAAUGCAUAAUUUGAAAUAGUGUUUACACUAACAUCAGACAUAAAGUUGAUUAUGGUGUACAGGUUGAAAAAAACAAGUGCAAAAAUUAUUUACUAAAAAAUUAUGGCAAAGCAUUGUAAAAAUUAAAACAGGAUACAAAAAUCCAAAUAGAAGGACGAAAGCUACUUGUUACGG
Molecule: messenger RNA, 702 nt
Organism: Psylliodes chrysocephalus
Lineage: Eukaryota; Metazoa; Arthropoda; Insecta; Coleoptera; Chrysomelidae
Source: the annotation of a GenBank genome assembly